UAAGAAAAAUGUCUGCUCUGUUCAGUUGAAAAUUGAUGGAAAUAAGCUGCUUCUUUUGGCAAAGAAGAACUGCUGAAUUGUUCUGCACCAGCUGCCUUCACGUUGUUUGUUCAACUAACAUUGGAAUUGUCUCAUGGAUCUUGUUACUCCUCCUGGUUGUAUUGUUGUUAACAACUACAUUGAAGAUAAUGAAAAACAAGACUGUAAGAAAGGCUUGUAUUUCAGAGAUGGAAAGAGAAAGGUAGACUAUGUCUUGGUUUAUCAAAACAAAAAAGUCACUUCGUUGUCCACAGGAGCUUUUGUCCUGAAUGGAUCUGCAACAACUUUGCACAAAGUUAAAGACCACGCAGAACAUCAAGAGUGUCAACAAGAGGUUGUGCUGGAGAUUGGCAUUCCGCAUGGGUCUGUGGAGGAAGAAAAGAGAGCUCGUAGAGAAGAAUUUGAGAAGAACCUCAUGGAGAGCGGACUAGAGAUAGAGAAAGACAAAACGUGUAACUCCCAUGGCAUUGGCUAUGUCAGGAUACAUGCCCCUUGGCAGGUCCUCAGUCGAGAGGCAGAGUUUCUAAAAAUAAAGGUUCAGACCAGAAAGAUACUUGAAAUAAAACGCGAUGGUGGAAUCACAGCAAAAAUGAACUCAGUUUUGCAGAAAUUCACAAAGCCUUUUCAACCCAAGGUCGGACAGCUGAACCAGAGCAGCAAGCACCUAUCACACCCCUUCAGCAGGGACAAGGUCCAUUUGUACAACAUAACCAAUAAGGAAACAUUUUUUGACAAUGCAACUCGAAGUCGAAUAGUUUAUGAAAUUUUAAAACGAACAUCAUGUGCAAGAGCCAGAUAUAACAUGGGUAUAACAACUUUAAUAGCAAAUGGUGUCUAUGAGUCAGCUUACCCUCUUCAUGAUGGUGAUUAUGACAGACCUGACCCAGAGGAGAAUGAGCGCAGGCUGCUGUACCAAGAGUGGGCACAAUAUGGAGCAUUUUAUAAAUACCAGCCAAUUGAUCUCAUAAGGAAGUACUUUGGUGAGAAGAUUGGCCUGUAUUUUGCAUGGUUGGGACUAUACACGAAAAUGCUGAUGCCAGCAUCACUGGUUGGGAUCAUCGUAUUUUUUUAUGGUUGUAUUACUAUAGGCAAUGAUAUACCAAGUAUGGAGAUGUGUAAUGAGCAGAAUAACUUCACCAUGUGCCCACUCUGUGACAAGUCCUGUGACUAUUGGCAUCUCAGCACAGCGUGUGCCACAGCCCGUGCCAGCCAUUUGUUUGAUAAUCCUGCUACUGUCUUUUUUUCUAUCUUUAUGGUCCUCUGGGCAACCUUUUUCCUUGAAUGCUGGAAGCGACGACAGAUGAGAUUAUGUUACCAGUGGGAUUUGACUGGUCUGGAAGAGGAAGAAGAGCAUCCAAGACCUGAAUAUGAAACUAAACUUUUACAGAAGAAACUUCUAAAAGAAAAAAAAGAACUACACGAAAAGGAGCAGGAAGGAUGUACAAAAGACAGUAACAAAUGGAGAGACAAAGUUCUGUCAGCCAUGGGUGGGCUGAACCUGGCUGAGAAUGAGAAGCUGACCUGGCGGGAUCGAGUUCUUGGCUACCUGGGGAACUUUGUCUCGAUUCUGUUCAUGAUUGGUCUGACAUUUUCUGCUGUCUUUGGAGUCAUUAUAUAUCGAAUCUCCAUAGCCACAGCCAUGGCAAUAAGUGCAACUGAGGGCAGCAAGUCAAACAUCCGGGUCACAGUGACUACAACUGCUGUUAUCAUUAACCUUUUGCUGAUUCUUAUCCUGGAUGAGAUUUAUGGAGCUGUUGCUGAGUGGCUGACGAAAAUGGAAGUUCCCAAAACAGAAAAGAUCUUUGAAGAAAGAUUAAUUCUGAAAGCAUUCCUCUUAAAAUUUGUCAACUCUUAUGCUUCUAUUUUCUAUGUGGCCUUUUUUAAAGGACGGUUUGUUGGUCGACCUGGGAAAUAUGUUUAUGUCUUUCACAACUAUCGAAUGGAAGAGUGCGCCCCUGGAGGUUGUCUGAUUGAGCUCUGUAUCCAGCUCAGCAUUAUUAUGCUUGGAAAGCAACUUAUUCAAAACAAUCUCUUCGAAAUUGGAGUUCCGAGGAUAAAAAAAUUGUUCAGAAAGCUAAAGGAUGAAAGGACUGAAACCAACAUAUCGAGUAUCCCAGAUGCUAUUAGGGAACCACAACAAUGGGAUCUGGAUUAUAAUUUGGAGCAUUUUACUGGUCUGACGCCAGAGUAUAUGGAGAUGAUUGUCCAGUUUGGUUUUGUGACGCUUUUUGUCGCAUCCUUUCCCUUGGCACCAUUGUUUGCGCUUCUAAACAACAUCAUUGAAAUACGGCUGGAUGCCAAAAAAUUUGUCACUGAGCUAAGAAGGCCAAAUGCAGAGCGUGCAAAAGACAUAGGCAUCUGGUAUAACAUUCUGAGUGGACUGGGGAAACUCUCAGUUUUCAUCAAUGCAUUUGUAAUCGCUAUCACAUCAGACUUCAUCCCACGCCUUGCUUACCAGUACAUGUACAGUGAUGAUGGCAGUAUGCAUGGCUUUGUGAAUCAUACCUUGUCAUACUUCAAUAUCAGUGAAUUUCAACAGACCACACAUCCCCAAUCAUCACAUUUCACCAAUAUUAAAGUCUGCAGGUAUAAGGAUUACAGAGAGCCACCAUGGUCUGAUCAUGCAUAUGACUAUUCCAAGCAGUAUUGGACAAUCCUGGCUGCUCGCUUGAUCUUUGUUAUCAUCUUCCAGAACCUGGUGAUGUUUUUAAGUGAUGUUCUUCAUUGGCUGAUACCCGAUAUUCCCAAGGACAUCAGCGUACGCAUGAAAAGGGAGAAGAGUCUUCUCGUCGAUGUGUUCCUGAAGGAAGAGCGGGAGAAAAUUCAUCUAAUUGAAAGCUUUUUGGUGCGGGACAGGCAGAAGAAAAACCCCAGCAGUGACAUUCGAAAGGCUCGAGCAGCCAGCUUCUCCCAACCCAACAGAAAUCAGCAUUGCAAGUUGACAUCAUAUAGCCUUAGGCACACCGAUGUCUGAGCUUACAGUGAUUCAGAGGACUAACCCCUGUGCACUUGACAUUAUGACAUUGGGGGAACAAGAGAAAGUUUGCUAUCUGAGAUAAGCUGCAACUAUGAUGUUCUUACCAGAAAAUCAUGGUGGUGUGUACGGACUGGACUGCAAGACCACAGGAAAAGCAAGACUGCACCUUGUCACAAGUACACAACUUUGUGGAUAAGAACUUACUGAAAAAUAAUAGGAAGAUAUCAGUGUAAACAGAUGGCUGUUCAUUUAACUUGACUGCAAAGUCAGAAAGGGACCUAAAGGGAAGUUGAUAGGUUUGAGCCUAUUAGGGUUAGUUGUUGAGAUCAGUCAUGUGAUGUAUUUAAAUGUUUGCAAUCAUGUACUGUUCAUCAUUAAAAUAAUAAGUAAAUUGCUGUUUGCAUUUUAAAAAAGGAGUUUUAAAUAGGCAAUAUACAGUUUACAAUGGUUCCUUUGGAUCAUAACCAAGGCAGAUGUUUAAUAUGCCUGC
Molecule: messenger RNA, 3506 nt
Organism: Mobula hypostoma (lesser devil ray)
Lineage: Eukaryota; Metazoa; Chordata; Chondrichthyes; Myliobatiformes; Myliobatidae
Product: anoctamin-2-like
Exons: 25
Coding region: 134-3013 (959 amino acids)
Biological process (GO): chloride transmembrane transport
Cellular component (GO): plasma membrane
Molecular function (GO): intracellularly calcium-gated chloride channel activity; protein dimerization activity
Source: RefSeq, a predicted model, not a curated record